Messenger RNA from Quercus lobata, 582 nucleotides. RefSeq names its product endochitinase-like. The record is from RefSeq and is a predicted model, not a curated record. Gene Ontology annotation, molecular function: chitinase activity. Gene Ontology annotation, biological process: chitin catabolic process; cell wall macromolecule catabolic process; defense response to fungus. NCBI's taxonomy places the organism in Eukaryota, Viridiplantae, Streptophyta, Magnoliopsida, Fagales, Fagaceae. The transcript has 4 exons. The coding region runs from base 1 to 582 and encodes 193 amino acids.
AUGUCUUCCCUCCUCUCAUUGAAGUGCGAUUCUCAUGAGACCACAGGAGGGUGGGCAAGUGCACUAGAUGGCCCAUAUGCAUGGGCAUAUCGUUUUGUUACGGAAAAUAAUGAGCAAACCUAUUGUACCUCAACAUCUUGUCCAUGUGCUUCUGGAAAACAAUAUUAUGGCCGGGGACUUAUCCAACUCACUCACAACUACAAUUAUGGGCAAGCAGGUAAAGCCAUUGGAGCUGAUCUCAUAAACAAUCCUGAUCUUGUAGCCACAGACCCCACCAUAUCGUUCAAGACAGCCAUAUGGUUUUGUAUGACCCCGCAAGCAAACAAUCCAUCCAGCUACGAUGUCAUCAUUGGAAAUUGGAGACCCUCUGCUGCUGACACAUCAACUAGUCGAGUUCUGGGCUAUGGUGUAAUCACCAACAUUAUCAAUGGUGGCCUUGAAUGUGGCCAUGGCUCUGAUAAUAGGGUGGCUGAUAGGAUUGGGUUCUAUAAAAGGUAUUGUGACAUACUGGGAAUAAGCUAUGGGAACAACUUUUUUUUUUUUUUUUUUAAAUUUAUAGAAUCAGCUAUGGGAACAACUUAG